AUGGACUUGCUGUCUGGAACAUUCCUUUUGGCAGUCUUAAUUGCCUGCAUAGUGUAUGAGUCUGGUGCUCAAGAGAAGAACUACAUAGUACGAGAAGAACUGCCAGAAAAUUUUUUGAUUGGAAACUUACUGAGGGACCUUAACCUUACAUUAGACCCUGAUAUAUCACUUUCUACUCCUCUUAAGUUUAAAUUGGUAUAUAAAACAGGAGAUGUUCCGUUGGUACGUGUUGAAGAGAACACUGGUGAAAUAUUCACCACCUCGAAUCGCAUAGACAGAGAAAAACUGUGCUCUGGCAUUUUCACAGAAAAUAAGUGUUUUUAUGAAGUUGAAGUUGCAGUUCUGCCAGAUGAGGUCUUCAGACUUGUUAAGAUACGUUUCUUAAUUGAGGAUAUCAAUGACAAUUCUCCACUAUUCCCCUCUACAGUCAUCAAUAUCUCCAUUCCAGAGAACACCGCUGUAAACUCUCGCUAUUCUGUGCCAUCUGCCAUCGAUCCAGAUGUGGGCAUGAAUGGCAUUCAGCAUUAUGAGCUCCUUAAGGGUCAAAAUGUAUUUGGACUUGAUGUAAUUGAAACUCCUGAAGGAGACAAAUGGCCUCAACUUAUUGUCCAGCAAAGUUUGGAUAGAGAGCAAAAAGAUACUUACGUCAUGAAGAUUAAAGUUGAGGAUGGUGGAAAUCCGGCACGAUCUAGCACUGCUAUUCUACAAGUGACAGUUACUGAUGUUAAUGAUAAUCGUCCUGUCUUUAAGGAAAAAGACAUUGAAGUGAAUAUUCCUGAAAAUUCUGCAGUGGGAACAUCAGUGACUCAGCUCCACGCAACUGAUGCUGACCUUGGUUCAAAUGCAAAAAUCCACUUUUACUUUGGCAAUCAGAUAUCGAAUCUAGCCAAGAGACUAUUUGCAAUCGAUAACAACACAGGGUUAAUUACUGUCAAGGAGCCUUUGGACAGAGAGGAGUCACUUUUCCAUAAACUGACUGUGUUGGCAAGCGAUGGCAGCUCAACUCCAUCUAGAGCUACCGUAUAUGUAAACAUCACUGAUAUAAAUGACAACAUCCCAUCUAUUGACACCCGGUACAUAAUAAAUCCUGUGAAUGGUACUGUUUUACUAUCUGAAAAGUCUCCACUAAAUACAAAAAUAGCUUUGAUAACAGUCACGGACAAGGAUGCUGAUCUGAAUGGCAAAGUAUCUUGCUUUACUGAUCAUGAUGUACCAUUUAGACUAAAGCCAGUUUUUGACAAUCAGUUUCUUUUAGAGACAGCAGCACCUUUGGAUUUUGAGACUACAAGGGAAUAUGCAAUCAAAAUUGUUGCCUCUGAUUCUGGAAAGCCUCCAUUAAAUCAGUCUGCAAUGUUGCUCAUUAAAAUAAAAGAUGAAAAUGACAAUGCUCCUAUUUUCACAAUGCCAAUGAUUGGUCUUUCUUUCAUUGAAAACAACACCCCUGGGACUGAGCUUACCAAAAUAAGCGCAACAGAUGCAGACAGUGGUCGCAAUGCGGAGAUAAGUUAUAUCCUAGGCCCCAAUGCACCAACGAUUUUCAAUCUUGAUAGGCGCACAGGAAUUCUCACUGCUGUAAGGAAACUGGACAGGGAGAAACAAGACAGGUAUACGUUUGCAGUAAUUGCAAAGGAUAAUGGGAAUCCUUCUCUACAGACCAAUACCACUGUUACAUUGUCAGUUCUUGACCAAAAUGACAAUAGUCCUUCAUUCACUCACAAUGAGUACAACUUUUAUGUCCCAGAAAACCUUCCAAUGUAUGGUACAGUAGGACUUAUAACAGUAACUGAUGCCGAUUUAGGAGAGAAUGCAGCAGUGACUCUAUCACUUAUCAAUGCCAAGGAAAAUUUUUUGAUUGAUCCUCUGACUGGCGUCAUCAGACCAAAUAUAACAUUUGACAGAGAGCAGCAAGGUUCAUAUAGUUUUCAGGUAAAAGCUGUAGAUAAGGGAAAUCCACAAAAAUCAUCAACUGUAAAGGUCACAAUAAUUGUUGAAGAUGUGAAUGACAACAAACCUGUAUUUGUUAUGCCUUCUACUAAUUAUUCAUAUGACUUAGUUCCAACAUUAACAAACCCAGGGACUGUUAUAGCUAGAGCCUUUGCAUUUGAUAACGACACAGGUAUAAAUGCAGACCUACGUUACAGCAUCAUAGGAGGGAACAUGAAAGGUUUGUUUGCAAUUGAUGAGAAAACUGGAAAUAUUACCUUAAAGGAGAAAGUGAUUCCUGGAGAUCAUGGCCUUCAUCGUCUGGUUAUAAAAGUAAAUGAUUCAGGAAGACCAGAGCCUUUUCACACAAUUGCUCUUGUGCAUUUAUUUGUAAAUGAAACAAUAACCAAUGGAUCUUAUAUUCAAGAACUCAUACGUAAAAAUAUGGAAACACCUGUGGGUCAAAACAUUGGAGAUGGGGAGAUAACGCCACAGACCAACGACUAUGUAAAGAUUAUCAUUGCUAUUAUUGCAGGGACAAUGACAGUGAUCCUCGUUAUCUUUGUCACGGCUUUGGUUCGGUGUCGUCAAACACCACGACACAAGGUUGUGCAAAAGAGCAAACAGAGUGGAGAGUGGGUUUCCCCCAACACUGAAAACAGACAAAUUAAGAAAAAGAAGAAGAAAAAGAAGCGUUCUCCAAAAAACCUCCUACUAAAUUUUGUUACAAUUGAAGAAUCCAAAUCAGAGGAUCCUGCUCAUGAGCAUAUUAAUGGUACUUUGGACAUUCCAGUGGAAUUGGAAGAACAGACUAUGGGAAAAUACAACUGGGCCACUACACCGACAACUUUCAAGCCAGACAGUCCUGAUUUGGCCAAGCACUACAAAUCUGCAUCCCCACAGCCUACAUUCCAGAUUAAACCGGAGACUCCGGUUCCUCCCAAGAAGCAUCACGUCAUUCAGGAGCUGCCCCUAGACAAUACAUUUGUGGUGGGUUGUGACUCAUUGUCUAAAUGCUCUUCAAGUAGCUCAGAUCCUUAUAGCGUCUCUGAAUGCAGCUGUCAAGGAGGCUUUAAGGCACCUGGGCCGAUCCACACAAGACAGCCCUUACGCUUUCACUGGAUUCUUGAUAAUGCAGCAUCAGUUAAUGUUGGACAGCCUACAGCAGUGUCCUGAUCACUGUAUGCUGUCUUGCUCUGAGAACGUCAUCGCAUCUGAGGUCAUGUACUGAAGUCGUUUGCGUACACAAUGGUGUUCAACGCGCAAACAUGGAAACAGCACGAGAAAGCCAAUUCUCCUGUCUGAAGACUUUUAUCAUCUGAUCUCCAGAAGGUUUUUCGAAGUUGUGAUGACCCAUUUCAAGUCAACCCUACUGAAAGGUAUCCGGAGCAAGAUUACCUUAUUCAAUGGACAACAAACUGUAAAACCUUGUGAUAUAGCUUAGACAUGGAAACCAAGAUAGAAUUACAAUAAGAACUGUUCCCGUCACUCAUUUGGAGGGAUGGUUAUAAAUAAAAUAGAUAACUGUUUCCAAAUAUUGCUUGUAUAUUCAUUCUCUGCUUCAUUGCUUUUUUUUUUAUUUAUUUGUAUUUAUGUAAUAUCUGUUUAUCAAUAAAUAUUGAAUUAGGGAGCAAUAAAACAUGCAUAGUUAAAAAACA
Messenger RNA from Bombina bombina (fire-bellied toad), 3581 nucleotides. Its product is annotated as protocadherin-11 X-linked-like. Bases 1 to 3099 code for a protein of 1032 amino acids. Lineage: Eukaryota; Metazoa; Chordata; Amphibia; Anura; Bombinatoridae. Gene Ontology annotation, molecular function: calcium ion binding. Gene Ontology annotation, cellular component: plasma membrane. The record is from RefSeq and is a predicted model, not a curated record. The transcript has 4 exons. Gene Ontology annotation, biological process: homophilic cell-cell adhesion.